This is a messenger RNA of Monomorium pharaonis (pharaoh ant), 8102 nucleotides long. RefSeq lists its product as uncharacterized. Lineage: Eukaryota; Metazoa; Arthropoda; Insecta; Hymenoptera; Formicidae. The record is from RefSeq and is a predicted model, not a curated record. Gene Ontology annotation, molecular function: clathrin binding; calcium ion binding; phosphatidylserine binding. The transcript has 15 exons. The coding region runs from base 1340 to 4297 and encodes 985 amino acids. Gene Ontology annotation, biological process: calcium-ion regulated exocytosis; regulation of dopamine secretion; cellular response to calcium ion.
AUGGUAUAAUUUUGCACAAGAGACAAGGCCACAAAUCAAAAUUGCAGAAACGCACAAAUGUGAUAGAAAUUUCUAAUAAAAAGUCUUUGUGAUAUUUUAGAACUAUAUUUAUCUGUCGUAAGAAAAUUAUUUCCUCUGUGCAAUUUUACCUCGUUUGCUGUGCGAUAAAAACUAUUAAUUUAUCUUUUAAAGCUCGUUCACAUCUGACAUUUAUUACAUAACGGUUCUCUCUUUGACGGUAGUUAUACAAACACACACACCCCCACACAUAUAUAUAUAAAUUCCGAUAGGAAUACGUCUUAAACAUUAGGAAAAGAAAAUGCUAUUAACAAAAGUGUCAGAUGCGAAAGAAGAUAUCAGCCGUUAAAUAUCGAAUAACAAGCCCAGCCUCCGUCAACAAUCCGCAUUACUUAUUGUUAAUACGUCGCGUGGCAUGCGAAAACAUAUGAAAAUCUCUGGGGUGGAUUAGGAACACGCGCGCGUGGAUCUGUAGAGCUUUCACGCUCUGCGCCACCCGAUAUAUCGCUGGCGCAAUCUUUCCCUCCCCACGAGGCGCAUCCAAAACGGGGGUAGUCUCUCCGUGGGUAGGCGCUCGUGGCGCCGCUCCCCGAUGUUCAUGGCAAAGGUAAGGGUGGCAGGCAAGCCCCGAUUCCAGGCCUCGGUUAGUCGUGCGAAGUGCGAGGGUCGCGCAAGCUCGCAAGCUCGUCGCCGCCGCCGCCGCGCUCGUACACUCGUGCUCGUUGCCGCCGCCUCAGCGAGAGAGCAGCUGUCAGCGGAAGGCUCGACCGAUUUCUAACGUUUGACUCGUCGGUCCCACUAGUCCCGUCGAUAUUACCGAUCCUUGGCGAGGAUCCCGAGAGGAAGGACGUAGUGACGAUAGACGACGACGAUGCGACCAGGAAACGAGCGGAGCACGCACUCGGAUUCUCGGUACGCGAGAUAGUGGAGGACACCCGACGGGGAUAGUAGUGGCGAUAGUGACCAGUGAUUUCGGCACAAUUAGCAGCUUAAUUGAUCAGGUGCGGUAUCCUGCUGACUCGCUGACUGCGCCGCGCGCGCGUCCGCCCACGGAUUACCCCCGUCCCACCCCCGCAAAAGCGCGAUCCCGCUUUCUCUCCUCUCUGUUCUCCUCCCCCUCUCCCUUUUCCCGCUGCAUGCUCGUACACUUGUGCCGCAGUGUCGGGGGCUGAUUGAUGACACGGGCGGCUGAUUAAGAAAACCCGGCACGGAGAGUGUACCGAAGGAUGACGACGCGACUUCGACGUCGAUACUCCAGCUGCGCUUUCGGCUGAUUAUUCAUGUUUUACACUAUCACAGGAUUUUCUGGGUUUUGCAAAUUAUGGGUUGGGCUCUUACGGGACUUGGAGUAGCUUUGGUCAUCGUCAUCGCUGCUGGCGCCACACUUGUUUUUUGUAAAAGAUAUUGUAUCGGAUGGCAAUUUGGCACGAGAAAUGUUUGGAGCGUUUGCGAGGAAUGGAGACAAAGGCUUUCAUGGCUUUGGGCACCGCGGGAAGAAAAGGUGGGAUUGGUGAAGGCUCAGCAUCCAACCGCCCAGACAAUACCAGGUCUAUAUCGCCAGACUGGGAAUGCCUCUCAACAUCUCUUGCAUAGCGAUAGCGAUCUCCGGUUAGAUGCACAAGGCGCCUUUACCAGAUUUGAGGCUGUCGACAGGGAUCUACAUCCGCCUCUCAGCGGCAGCACGAUACCACCUCAACCGUUGAGGCCCGCUCCCCAGCCGCGGCCGACCGCUCGUCCGAGACCAUCGCCGCUUCAGACACCGAGUACUGUCGACUACAUCAGGAUGCACGAAGCUGGUCCGGGUCCCUUGACGCCACCGCCGUCGUUGCAAAGAGGAUCGAUACGAUCGAGAGUCCCCGGUCCGUCCGUGUUCCUCUUUCAGAGCGAACCGCCGAAGAAUCAUCACGACCCCUUCCAGUCGAUCGAGCGUUCCACCUUCGUGUACGACAAUGGUCCCGCGAAGACGAUAGCGGAGAGCAUCCAAAUGACACCUUACUCCAAUCAGAACCACGUAGAUUCUAGAUUAAUCAGGCAAUUUGAGCCUCCUUCCAAAGAGCCAGCGUGGCAUAGAUACGGCAUAACCGCACCUCCAAAUAACCGCCACGACAAGUUAAACGACGAGGAUGCCAGCAGAAGCUACGGCAACUACGAGAUCGUCCAGAGGAAUCACGUCGCGCGGCCAAUCACGUACGCGAGAAACGAGCCGAGGGGGUUUCCGGACAGCUUCAACACGACGCACUCGUCGAACGCGACGAAUCAGAUGAUCAUGGAGUCGAUAUACGGACCGCAGACCAUCUCCAAGAUGCUUCAGAACAGCGAGGAGCUGAACGCCGACCUUAACCGAAAGAACAGCAACAUGCAGAACAUCGAGAUGACUCCGUUCAAGAGUACUUCCGGCCACCAAGAAGAUGUCGACCCCUACGCGUUUCACAGCGACCUGUCGUCCAAGUCGCACGAUCUCCAGCGGGUCUCGCAAUACAUUCAGAGCUUGCCCGACCUGCCCGUCUACGAGUCCGUGAACGAGCUUCAAGCACGCUCGAACCGCGAGUCGAUACUCUUCGCAAACGCGAUUCAAGAGUCGAUCGUAGACGAAACGAAGAUCGCGAGCGAGUCCGCUAUGAGCCCGGUGCCGCCGCCGCCGCCCGCACCACCGGAUCCCCCGUCCCAGGAGAUCACGAAGAAGACAAGUCCGACAACAGGCGAGAGGAUCUUCAGCGCGCUCAGAUCGGUCACCUCGCAGAGCUACAUAGAUGCCUCGGAGUUUUAUAAUUCUGUACUCUCCUCUGCGCAGCAGGUGCAGCGACUUGCGUUUCCAUCGACACCACCACCGUUUGUUAAUGAUAGUACUGAGGAUCACUUACAGGAUCCCGAAUACUUGCAGGAUAUGCGAGAUAUUUAUGCGGAAACCGAUGCAGAUCUGACCGGCUCGAGACGGAGCUCGGAUCUUUAUAGUCCCGAAUUAAACCUUGAGGCUCACAGAACAGCUCAAGAGGUGUACAAUAGCCUACAAGAUCCACCAUCGUCUCCUUUAUUGGUUAAAGAUCACAAUUACGAGCCUUACACUUAUUUAUCAGAUCCCAGUUUUACUCGAACGUCAGAGGAUAUUUUUAAUAGCCUCGAACAAAGACGUAAAAGUAUAGAAAGACUGAAUGGUAUUCACGAAUAUGUAGAACUUGAUGCUGCCGAUCCCACGAGGAGAAGGAAUAGCCAGGAACUAUACGCCGCCUUAGAGGAGGUGCAAUUGAAGAGACGACUCUCGCAGAGUCUGGAGGAGUCGUAUCUGGGUUACGCGUUGAACGAUCUGAAUAACAGAUCGGGAAGUCGUCGUGGCUCGCUGGGUCCCGAGGCGGAACCACCGCCCGACGAAUCCACCUUAAAAAGAGCGAUCAGUUGCGAGAGCGUGUGCUCCGACACCAGCGUCAACCUGAACGACCUGGAGGAAACGCCGAUCGUAGGUCACAUUUGCAUCGGGCUCGAAUACGAGAGAUGGAGUGGUCGCGGAGGCGACUGCGAAUUCGAUCUGGCCGUAAGCGUCUUGGAAGCCAGGGAUCUCGUUACUGCCGACGGCUCUCCCGCGCAAGAUACUUUCGUUAGAGUGUGUCUACUACCCGACAGAGAGACCCACGUGCAAACAAGAAUUUAUAGGAGAUGUCCGUCGCCGAGUUAUCAAGAGAAAUUUUUAUUUUUUCCUGAAGGCGGUCCAGCAGGCAGAACCCUUCUUGUUGAGGUGUUUUCUGACGAAUCUAACAUCGGUGGCACUGCAAUCUUAAUCGGCGAAGCCAGUUUGAAGCUCGGGCCUACAGUGAGACCACCAGCUACGACUUGGCUGCCACUCAGUGGACCUGCCUUACCCACCCCGUAUCUAGGAGAGCUGAUGUUUUCUCUCAGUUAUCUGCCAACGGCGGAGAGACUCACCCUCGUGGUGGUUAAAGCGCGCAACUUGCACGGUGCGAAUUCGUCACCGGGUGAUUUCUUCGUCAAGGUGUACCUACUGCAACAAGGGAAAAAGAUGCACAAGAAAAAGACAUCCGUGAAAAAAGGCGAGAAAAGCCCGAUCUUUAACGAGGCGAUAAUAUUCAGUGUACCAGCGCAUGCUUUACAGAGUAUACAGCUGAGAUUGACAGUGGCGGAAUUGAACGGAGAUCAAAAUACAAAGGCGUACUCCGUAGGGCACAUCAUUGUAGGAUCUACCUCGACGGGAAAAGCGCUGGCUCAUUGGAGACAAAUGUUAACGGCCUUGCGACGUCCGGUCGCUAUGUGGCAUCCUCUCAGGAAAUAGGAACAGAAACCGCCGUUCCAUUCAAAAAUAAGCGGGACGGCGAUUUGUAAAACCAAUUUCAAAAUAAUCAGUUUUGAUUCUAGAUCCUCUCGUAUAUAAAAUUACUGUGUCACACCUCCCCGCCCCUUCUUGGACGUCAGGUAUUUAACGUCAAGAAGGAUACGCAUAUAUAUAUAUAAUCUGUGUAAAAUAAGAUAAAAAGGUCUCAGAUGCGUAUUGCAAGCGUCUGACCCUAUCUAUCCACUGUUAACGGUCGUUCAGACCAUCGCGUGGCAAUACACGCGGUAUUGUUGAUGAUGGAAUUUAUGAGCGAGAUUGUAUGCACACUACUGAAUUGCACUGAGCCCAAGUACUAAUUAUCGCAGUUAUUCAGUCAGUUGAUAUUGAAUGAAUUCAUCGUCAAGCACGAAUGAGCUCCAAAGUGAUCCGCACCAUCGUUUACGUAAAUCGUGACACGGACAAUUAGAACGGCUCGAGCAAAUUUUAUGCGUUUAGAUUGUUACGUCGUAAAAGCGUGCAAAUUGCAAUUAAUUGCGGCAAUUAAAUCCUUCCUUCUGAAUAGAUAGGUAGACCUACUUAAAGGGAUUCAACGCGGCCGACUGAAAGCGCGAAGCAAAAUUUAUGUGUUCUGUUUACAUAUCUCUUUCUAAACAAUUAACUCUUUUAAAGCAAUUAAUUCGUUUUGGAUCCCUUUUACUAUGUAUUUUAAUUGUAAGUUUCUCUCUCUCUUAGGCACUAUAGAUGGACUAAUCUACAGAAGUAAACUAAACUAUAUAGACUAGACUAUAAACGCUUAACGCUUAAUGCAAUUUCAAAUCAUAUAAUCAUUAGAGAAACGUAAAGCUUUUUAUUUUUCAUUCAUGUAAUUCGCUUAUUAUAAAAAUAUUCAUUGUCCCUUUUUUAGGAAUAAAUUUAUACAUUUUAAGUUUUUUUUUUUGAUAUCGCUUUUUUUAUGGUAAUAUACCAUGCCAAGCAUAUAUGAUCAAAUAAUUACCAUUUAUAAAAUACACAAAGUUGAUGCACAAUUGUCGCCACAAAUGAAGACAGCAGAAGGUAUUUUUUCAUGAAUAUAUUAAUGAAUCAACCAAUUAAAAUCUAUUUCACGUUCAACGAUGAGACGAUUCACGCUACGAAAAAAAUCAAAGCCCGAUUGCAGUAUUCGAUGAUGUUGGAAUUAUUUUGAGACUGACAUGACUUGUAGUAGAUUUUUCAUUGCAUCCAUAAAAAAGAUACACGAUCCUACGUAAUCGCCAUAAUUUCCUGUCGUAAUCACCUGAUAAAUACCACGUGUUGAUUCUUUGGACGAUGCAUUGCCUUUAAAAAAACUAAGGGUCACAAGUUUUGACUAUCAUUAGAGUCUAAUGUAGAUUAAUCUUAAGAAUAUUGUAAAUUAGCACGUAAGAAAGAGAAAUGCUAGACCUUUCCAUAUAAUUACUCCUUAAAAAAAAAAAUCGCUGUUGUAUGUUAGUGACCCAUACAUAGCGACGUGCGUGCCUGUCCCUUUGCAAUUUAUACUCCGAGAAUAUUUUUAAAGUUAUUCAGCACAGAUAAAAGAAAUUAGAUAGAAAAAAAAAUCUGUGUAAACAUUAAACAAAUUUUUUAAACUGGUGGGAAUUAUUCUGUAAUAUGUUGAGUUUCUAAUCUUUGAAAUUAAAUUUAAUUUUCAAAACUUUCUUUAAAAAGCUAUACCUUUGUAUAUUUUCUUAUUCUUCUAAUAGAAUUGAACAGUUUAAUUAAACUGUUUGUAAAUUAAAAUCUUUCUUGUAGUAUGCUUUUUUCUAUUUUAGACACUUAAUUAUAAUAAAUUCUCAAUAAUACAAAGCGCUAUUAAAAAAAUUGUGAUACAGAUAAAUUUUUAAAUCAUGUCUGAUCUUAAAGCUAAAGAAGUUCAUAAAAGAUGAAGAAUUUUACAGAAUAAAUCCCUUUAAGUUUCUUUUAAUAUGUUAUCAUUUUUCUCUUUUUUAGAAAAUUUGUUUUACAAAGUGCAAUCGGGGACGUCAGCGUGUAAAAUCUUCGAAUUCACGAUUCCGACAUCGUCAAUCGAAUUCGCGAUGUUCGAUUGUUACUAAAACAAAAAUUUAAUCGCAUCGUUAAACCGAUCGUUAAACAACUCGCACGAAUUAGACAGCCUUUUGGACCUCAACGCCUAUUUAUUCUAUAUCUAUAACUUUUGUACCUCUUCAUAUACAUAAAACUCGCGAGUUUAGUCUCUGUACGCGUGCACGUGCGUGUACGUCUAAUAUAUCUACAUUUAAAGAAAGGCAUUACAAACAAAAUUUUACUACCUACAUAUACUGUACACUCUUCAUCCAUAGAAACCAACUAUUCUAUUUCACACUUAUUAACUUACGCAGGUUUUUCUAUUGCCAAUUACUAAUGGGACUAAUUAUCGUUCACUUCUCAUUAAUUCUAUAAAUCUAAUUGUAAGACACAUUUUGCAAACAAUACUUAUCUCUCCUCAUUGACAUAUAUUGAUACAUAAUAUACGUGGCAGUUCGAGAGCGAAAACAAUUUAAAUGAAUAGUAUUGAUUUGAGAAAUGCGUAUUUUGCGAAAAGAAUUGUAAUAAUAAUGGAAAAUUAUGCUAUUGAAAAUAAGGUACAGUGAUAAUUUUCAGUUUUUCAAGGCUCUUAUGAUUUUUUUCAUAAGCUUUUUGUAUUGUGUUUCUUGAUUACUCCCCGAGAAAAAAACCAUUAUAUCAAGAAUUAAAUUAUAGCUCAAAUUAUAUCAAAGCAGAUUUAAUUUUAUCGGUUUAUAAAUCUAUAUGAUAUUUGAUAUGAACCUUCUGAUAUUUGAUCUAUUUUGUUAUAAAGAUUUUUUUGGGGUUUGUCACUUGAAUUUUAAUUUAUUAUUUUGCUUAUUUCUUGCUCAUUUUUGCUAAGACUGCUAAAAUUUGCAACAUUUAAAUUUUUAUUUAUAAAUAUAUAUAUACAUAUUUAUAAUAAUUUGCAAUUGUGUGUGUGUGUGUAUGUGUGUGUGUGUGUGUGUGUGUGUGUGUAAGAGCAAUUUUAUUAUGCAUUUUUUUUCAAGUAGCUUGAUCGAAGUUAUGUUUUGUUUAAGAUAACUUCGAAUUGCGUCAAACGUGCGUGCAAAUUAUAAUUACAAUUUAUAACUUAUAAUUUAAGCUUACCUAAUGAUAAAACACUGUAUAUAAAUCGUACGCAUCGCGUACGCGUAAUCUGUAUGCAUACAUAUAUACAUAUAAGCCAAGAUAAGCAAAUUAGCAUUUAACACUGUUGUAUAUCAGCACAAAAUUGAACUUUUAUUCUUCAUACCUACACGCGAUUCUAUGCGCAUUAUACGCAUAACGCGUACUGUUAAGUGUCUAUGUUUGAUAUACAUAAACAUUGCAUACAGGGCAUCGCAGAAAACGACUGCAUUUUGAAAAAAAAAAAAUAAUAAAGCUCUGUUCUCCAAGUUAACUUUAAUGUUAAGUUUAGCGAAAGUGCGGUUGCGGACUUUCUACUGAUAUCUAGUAUUAAAGAUGUUACACAUAAAAAUACAAGUGCUGAGUUAUCGUCUGAUGCGCAUCAUUCUCUGGGAUUCCCAUGUAUACAUGUAUACGGUGAAUUUAAACCUGACACAAUGUAUUUGCGCAGGACGAAUUCAGGGGAAAAAGAAAUGAGAACUGUUUAAUAGUUUACAUAUAUCGUUUUUCAGAAUUUAAUUUUGUCAGAAGCUAGCUGUAGUGAUAAAAAGAAAAAGGAAGAAAUAACUAAAAGAAUGAAAGAGACAGACAAGAUAAUGGAAAAGUAGUUACAGCAUAUGAAAAGAAUAUGAUAAAGCGAAAAAAGAAACUCAAAAAA